AUGAUGUUCCCAAGCCUCAUAGCUCCUCCGGCUGUCUACCCCAACCUGCUGCGGCCGACUCCUACCCUGACUUUGCCUCAGUCGCUGCAGUCAGCUUUUUCCAGCCAUUCCAGCUUCCUAGUGGAAGAUCUGAUCCGCAUCAGCAGGCCCGCCAGCUACCUGCCCAGGACUGCCCCUCCGCCCAGCAUGUCCCCGCCGAGCUCGGCGGCCAGGACGGACGCGGGCACGCCGGAGCUCUCCAGCUCCACCCCCGCGGGCGCCAGGAGGAUCUGUUCGCCGCAGACUUCCGUCCCUUCCAGCGGCGACUCCACUUUCCUCAAGUUUGGGGUCAACGCCAUCCUGUCGUCCGCCCCCCGAGCCGAAACUUCCCCUGCGUUGCUUCAGAGCGUCCCUCCAAAGACUUUCUCCUUUCCAUACUUUGAAGGAUCCUUCCAGCCUUUUAUCAGAUCUUCCUAUUUUCCAGCUGCCUCCUCUGUGGUGCCCAUCCCAGGCACCUUCUCAUGGCCACUGGCAGCCCGUGGCAAACCCCGCCGUGGCAUGCUGCGUCGCGCCGUCUUCUCCGACGUGCAGCGCAAAGCACUGGAGAAGAUGUUCCAGAAGCAGAAGUACAUCAGCAAGCCCGACAGGAAAAAGCUGGCAGCCAAACUGGGCCUCAAAGACUCACAGGUAAAGAUCUGGUUCCAGAACAGAAGGAUGAAGUGGAGGAACUCCAAAGAAAGAGAGCUCCUCUCUUCUGGUGGCUGCAGAGAACAAACCUUACCCACCAAAUUCAACCCUCAUCCAGACCUCAGUGAUGUAGGCAAGAAGUGUUCAGGAGAGGAAGAGGAGGAAGUUCCCCCCACCUGCCCACCCAGCCCCCGGCAUCCCUUAAGCUACCACCAGUCCCCAGAGCAGCGACACUUGAGGGACAGACUGGACUCCCAGAGGUCUCCUUCUCCAUCCCAUUCUAGCAGUCCCAGCAAACCUUCAGACUUCUCGGACUCAGAGGAAGAGGAUGAUGAUGGGGAAGAGGAAGAGGAGGAGAUAACAGUCUCUUAG
This is a messenger RNA of Rhea pennata, 1038 nucleotides long. RefSeq names its product developing brain homeobox 1 (gene DBX1). NCBI's taxonomy places the organism in Eukaryota, Metazoa, Chordata, Aves, Rheiformes, Rheidae. The record is from RefSeq and is a predicted model, not a curated record. The coding region runs from base 1 to 1038 and encodes 345 amino acids. Gene Ontology annotation, biological process: cell differentiation in spinal cord; regulation of transcription by RNA polymerase II. Gene Ontology annotation, molecular function: DNA-binding transcription factor activity, RNA polymerase II-specific; DNA binding. The transcript has 4 exons.